This is a messenger RNA of Panicum virgatum (switchgrass), 1190 nucleotides long. RefSeq names its product mediator of RNA polymerase II transcription subunit 30-like. Gene Ontology annotation, cellular component: mediator complex. The record is from RefSeq and is a predicted model, not a curated record. NCBI's taxonomy places the organism in Eukaryota, Viridiplantae, Streptophyta, Magnoliopsida, Poales, Poaceae. Bases 130 to 654 code for a protein of 174 amino acids. The transcript has 3 exons.
GAAAGCACGGGCUCGGUCCAUUGUCAUUUUUCCUUGCCGCAGCGAGCCAGCGACGCCUGAGGCAGCUCAAGGGAGCAGUAGAUCGGCGGCAGCCGCGGCGGCGAGCUAGGGUUCCGGCGAGACUACCGGAUGGCCUCCGAGGCAGCGCGGCGGCGGCAGGAGCUGGCGGCGCAGGGGCAGCGGCACCUGGAGGAGACCAUAGCCGCCGCGUUCCAGAUCCUCGUCUCCAUGAACGACGAGCUCUGCAACGCUGGCCUUUGGUCGUCCUCCUCAGUCUCCGCUACGGCCGCGGCCGCCGCCGGACCCCAGCACCAGCACUCCGCUACUCCGCCGCUGCCACAUUCCGCGGACUCCGACGCCGCCGACGCAGGAGGCGCGCCGGCCCCCGGCGGGUCGCUCGACGAGGCGAGGCACCGGUACAAGUCCGCCGUGGCGGCGCUCCGGGCGUCCAUCGCCGCUGUGUCAUCCUGCGCGCAGGACAUAGGAUCAACAGAAUUUGAAGCUGACAAUGCAGAGAUUGAGAGGUUGGAAGUGCAUGCAUCUACUUUGAGAAAGGAAAUUGAAAGAAAAAACAAGCACGUAAAGCUCCUCAUGGAUCAGCUCCGGGAGCUAAUAUCAGACAUAUCGAUGUGGCAGAGCCCAUGCUCGGUGUGAAAUGUCAGAGAGGAGAAACCACCAGGACCAGGGGUGGGUGCAUGUCUGUAUCUCAUACUGAUUUGCUAACCUCUUGGAAGGGAAAACAGAAGGUACCUGAUUGGAUUGGACGAGAAGUAGGAUGGUUUUCUCACAAGGGUGGAAACAAACAUGGUCAAAGUAUGGAUUAAGCUAUUGAUGCAGAUACCAAUGACUUGUGAUGGACGCGGAUGCUGUUUUGGAUGUAACAGUAUAUAUGCAUAUCCUUUGCUGCUUUAUAAAUCUUCCUUUUUUUUCUUUGAGGAAAUUAUGAAUCUUCUUUUGAAACUAGAUGCUGUUUGGUUGUGGUAUUUUACGGUGUGAUCUGAUCUUACGGUUGAAUAAUUGUUGUCAAUCAACCGGACUGAGUCCAGAGAGAAAGGGGGACAAGAAGUUCAGUACUUGUCUAGUUGCUUGUGGGUUUUAUAAAGUUUUAUGCUUAGUUUGGAGUAUAUAUAUGAGGCAAGACUUUAUUGUAACAAACUAGAUAUUUAGAUAAUAAAGAAUAAUUCCUCGUA